CACGACGACACUCCCAUUAGCGAAGGAGUGUUGUCAUUGGUUUUGAGGGUGUCUGGAUCUUGUCUCUGGUUGUAUCGUUUAGCAUUGAGGGGGUAUGCUUCACCAUUGAUUGCCUACUUGCUCCUCAAAUCGCGCAGUCCGAAUCUCGCAGCUCCGGCAGCGCUUGGAAUAUUUCCGAUCAAUCGAAAUACAACUGAACAUCAUGCUUCAACCUCGAUUCGCCCUGACGGGUCUUCGCCUACCCUUCAGAUGCCUGUCUUCAGUGUCAUCACGAGCAUAUGCAACAGUUAUCCACGAGCAAGAGAAGCCCCCAGUUGAAGACUCAUCCAGCUCCACCUUCGAUCCAAGCAUCGCCUUUGCCCCUCCACCGACCCGUGAUGAUGCUGGCGUUCUCCUGCGAAAGUACAAGCCACGGACUCCCGGUAUCAGACAUUUGCGAAGGCCAGUCAAUGACCAUCUGUGGAAGGGACGACCGGUGCACAAGUUGACAUUCCCCAAACGAGGCCAGGGCAAGGGUGGUCGAAACAACACGGGUAGGGUCACCGUUCGGCACCGUGGUGGUGGUCACAAACGCCGCAUUCGAAUUGUUGACUUUGCACGAACUGCUCCCGGGCCGCAUCUGGUAGAGCGCAUUGAACACGACCCUGGCCGAAGUGCCCAUAUCGCGCUUGUGCGCAGCCAAGAAACCCAGAAGCUGAGCUACAUUCUGGCUGCGGAAGGUAUGAGAGCUGGCGACGUUGUUCAGAGUUAUAUGUCUGGUAUUCCGGAGGAUCUUUGGAAGAGUAUGGGAGGUACCGUUGAUCCAGGUGUUCUCGCUGCCAGGACCGCUUGGAGAGGAAAUUGCUUGCCCUUGCACAUGAUCCCCGUAGGUACUUUGAUAUUCAACGUCGGACUUCGUCCCGGCAAGGGAGGUCAGCUGUGCCGGAGCGCGGGCACCUACGCAACUGUCAUCUCGAAGGGCAGCGAUACUAAAACCCGGGCCAACGAAGUCGAAACCCAGGAAGAUGGAACGGAAGUCCAGAAGCCCCUCUCCCAACGGGAGAAGCAGAAGCAAGAACGUAUUGCUCAACAUGUCACCAUUCGUCUCCAAAGUGGUGAAGUUCGACUUAUUCACAAGGACUGCUGCGCAACGGUUGGAGUGGCCAGCAAUCCUAACCAUCAGUAUCGGCAGCUCGGUAAGGCGGGUCGGUCACGCUGGUUGAAUAUCCGUCCCACAGUCCGUGGUCUCGCCAUGAACGCUGCCGAUCACCCUCACGGUGGUGGACGUGGUAAGUCGAAGGGUAACGUCGAUCCAAAGAGUCCUUGGGGUCUACCGGCCAAAUCCGGCUACAAAACCCGGCCCAAGUGGAAGAUCAACAAGGCUGUGGUGGUCCCAAGAGUCCGCAACCAGGGCAAGCGUCGCAGAGGCUACAACUGAGCUUCCCUUUCUGUGAUCGUCGUCGUUUCUCCCCGUCUUUAUUUCACCGGAGGACUGUUUAGCCAUAUUUCCACUGGGGAAACAUAUGGCAAAGGCUGUCUGUCACAGAUCUAGCAUUGUGACAUGUCCUUACUUCCUUCAGUUCCUCAUUGUAUUCCUCGAUUAUUCUCAUGUGCAGAGGAUGGGUCCUCCGCUCGCACUGUAUCAUAUUUUGACUCGAUUUUGGCGCCAGGCAUGCUGUCUUCGAUAUCUUUCAAAAUUCUUGUGAUUAUUCCUUCUCUGUAUGGUUGAUAGAUUGUAUACCCAUGCGUUUGCCAUGGCUAUCUGGUCUACGGUCGAGAUACACUUGAUCACCAGGGGCAAAAAAGGCUGCCUCUUGAGAUCCCACUUGUCUUAUCGAACAGCAUGUUCAGAGAACUUUCAACCC
Molecule: messenger RNA, 1844 nt
Organism: Aspergillus novofumigatus IBT 16806
Lineage: Eukaryota; Fungi; Ascomycota; Eurotiomycetes; Eurotiales; Aspergillaceae
Product: mitochondrial 54S ribosomal protein uL2m
Exons: 2
Coding region: 203-1417 (404 amino acids)
Biological process (GO): cytoplasmic translation
Cellular component (GO): ribosome
Molecular function (GO): structural constituent of ribosome; RNA binding
Source: RefSeq, a predicted model, not a curated record